Notodromas monacha is the source of this 1158-nucleotide messenger RNA. The record is from the annotation of a GenBank genome assembly. NCBI's taxonomy places the organism in Eukaryota, Metazoa, Arthropoda, Ostracoda, Podocopida, Cyprididae.
AUGUUAUUUCCGGUUCUUCUGCGUCCGUCGAACACACUCGACUUGACAUUGUUUGAUGUUUCCUGUACGGUAGACGACGACAUCCGUGUGUUUCUGCGUCUCAGGGGACCCUUCACCGGAGCCAGCAUGAAUCCCGCAAGAAGCCUCGGACCUGCUGUCAUCAGCGGAUACUGGGAGCAUCAAUACGUGUAUUGGAUCGGUCCGUUGAUUGGCGGCGCUUUGGGCGGUCUAAUCUACGCCGUGCUGUUCGACGCCAAGUACUUCGAGAAAAGCGAGGACCUGACCCAGGAGACACCUAGACCCUUUGACGACGAGACUCACUUUGGCUCUCAAGGCCACUACGCUGAGGGAAAGGGCAGCAAGUCAGCCCGGUUCGAUACGGUAAUGAUGUUGACGUUCGGCUUAAAUUUGUUACGUGCUGUGACGCCGAUAUUGCGGUCUAACCCGUUGUUAUACGCACCGAAGUUCAGAACAGAUCUACUGGUGGCGUCUAGUGCGCGUGGGGUGCUCACGGCAAAAGAACAAAAGACCGUGCGGAGUACUCCUCGCCGAGUCCGCGAUCUCGAUCGGGAUUUGAGCAAAAUUAGCUUCUUCGAUACGUUUUCACCGCAAUGUCCAUCUUUUCCGGAUCCUGGACAUUACUUGGCUCGCCGUGGCUGCCACGAUAUCCUGUGGAUGAACCACAAUGGUCCCGUGAUCAAGCCGAAGUCGAAGAAAAAUCCUCUCGGAAACCAGCCUUUUGCUAAAGGAAUUGUUUUGAAAACAUUGAUUCGAAAGCCCAAGAAGCCGAAUUCGGCUAAUCGGCGUUGUGUCCUUGUGCGAUUAUCUACUGGAAAGGAGAUGUUCGCGUACGUCCCCGGGGAAGGGCACAAUCUGCAGGAGCAUAACGUUGUUCUUGUUAGAGUUGGCCGCCUGCAGGAUGUACCUGGCGUGAAACUCAAACGUGAGUUUCAUUCGGCGAUGAAAAUGCGUGUUGCUGUGAUAGGCGCGGGUGCGGCGGGACUAUGUGCUGUGAAGAAAUUGGUCAGUGUUGGACACGAUGUGAUUUGCUAUGAACGCGGAAGUGGUGUUGGUGGUACAUGGGUCUUCGAUGAGAGAAUAGGAAUUGAUGAUCAUGGCUUACCUGUUCACUCCAGCAUGUACAAAGGUCUCAGGUAA